CUGGAAGGCAUUUCCAUCCUGAAUUCCCUCCGUCGUGGCUCCCGCUCCUCCCACUUCCACUCCCAACAAGAAGUGAUCCUCUCCAUCCUCUCCUACGACGGCGAAGGAAUCCACUACUUCUUCUUCGAGCUGGCUGUCCAAUCGGGUUUAAUCGACGGGAGUCACGUCAAGAGGUUGGGGGAAAUCAGCGCCUGGGCGGAAUUCGGAGGAUGCAGCGCGAGCCUCUCGUUUAAAGGAAGGGAUUUGAACGAAUUGAACGGGGACAUAGUCGCACUGUCGCCGACGUUCGAGAUCGCGCACUGGAGAGGGAAUGGGUGCAACAAUGAAAUUGAAACGAAGAUGGUGAUGAAGAAGCUUUUGAUCGUUCGGGAUUCGCCGAUCUUUGAUCUACAACAUCACAUGGGACUUCUACUGUUGGAGACAAAGGAAUUUGAGGAAGAAUAUGCACAAAUGACAAAUGCUGUUGUGGCUUCUGCAAUCCUGCAAAAACGUGACCAAGCAGCUCAUGCAUCUGCCUUGGCAGAGGAAAAUAAGAGAGAAGAAAGUCUGAGGAAGGCUUUAAGAGUUGAGAAAGAC
Messenger RNA from Linum tenue, 576 nucleotides. Lineage: Eukaryota; Viridiplantae; Streptophyta; Magnoliopsida; Malpighiales; Linaceae. The record is from the annotation of a GenBank genome assembly.